This is a messenger RNA of Exophiala aquamarina CBS 119918, 813 nucleotides long. RefSeq lists its product as uncharacterized. Gene Ontology annotation, molecular function: monooxygenase activity; FAD binding. The record is from RefSeq and is a predicted model, not a curated record. The transcript has 2 exons. The coding region runs from base 1 to 813 and encodes 270 amino acids. Lineage: Eukaryota; Fungi; Ascomycota; Eurotiomycetes; Chaetothyriales; Herpotrichiellaceae.
AUGUCACUCGACAAUGUCGAGGUAGAGUACGGGUGGAAAGCAACACAGGUGGAGGAAAAUGAACAGAAGAUAACGGUCAACUUUGACAACGGAAGAAGUUUAUCGGGGGAUUUAUUGGUAGGCUGUGAUGGCAUACACUCCUUUGUCAGGUCUGCCCUGGUGGACCUCGAGCGAACACCAGUCUACACGGGCAUCGCCACAGUCUGUGGGUUUGCAGAACUCGCUGACAAAACCGCAGUGCCCUGGCAAUACACUGGGCUCUGUCAGUCGCAACGUGGAAUGCUGAUGACUCCCUACUUCGAGCUAUCACGGAAAAACAAUUCAUUGCAGGAGUCAUGGAGACUGGAGAUGUUGUUUCGAGAGAAGGAUCGAUUUGGCAACACUGAGGUCAAGUUCCUCGAUCCACUGAUCGAGGCGACCGAACACUGGUCACUGUACCCUCUCUACAAGCUUGCACCAAAGGGAAAAUGGGCGUCGAAACGAGCAAUACUGUUAGGAGACUCUGCGCACGCCAUGCCUCCACAGGUUGAAAGUACAGCACAUGCAAUUGAAGACGCCAUUGUUUUCGCCCGGAUCCUAGAAAAGCAUCAGCCAAGCGACAUGGAAGCAGUCCUCGACGCGUAUCAAAAACACAGAAGAGAACGCAUAGACGCUGCAUAUGACGAGUCUGUAUGGGGCUGGGAAACACAAAAGGACUGUGGUUGGUUUAGUUUCUUCAUGAAAUCUUGGAUCUCGUCAGGUUAUUUGUGGUGGACGGCUUCGGCGAGACAGAAGCGAUACACAGAAGAUGUCGGAUCGAUUGACCUAGACUAA